This is a messenger RNA of Aplosporella prunicola CBS 121167, 396 nucleotides long. RefSeq lists its product as uncharacterized. Lineage: Eukaryota; Fungi; Ascomycota; Dothideomycetes; Botryosphaeriales; Aplosporellaceae. The annotation marks the transcript as partial. The record is from RefSeq and is a predicted model, not a curated record. The transcript is spliced from 2 exons.
GCUCCCGCCGUCGAUACCACGCCUAUCUCGCCCGUGCGCGAGGGCAUGGAGCGCCGCAACUCGCUCGAGAAGCAUCUAAUGCAUCGCCCGGACAUGCAGGACUUGAAGAACAGGCAUAUUCUGCUGGACACGAACGCUGCGCCAGCCCUGCAAGCCGCGCAACUGGAGCUCGAGCGCCAAAAAGUCAGCGACAACCUGCGCAAGAACCUGUCGCACCGCCCCCCACGCGACGAGCUAGUCGAGCGCAACAUCCUGCCCGACAGCACGGCGGCGCCCGCGCUGCAGGGCCACCAGAAGGAGCUCGAGCGCCAUAUGCGCGCCGACAGCCUCGAGAAGGCGCUGCUGAGCCGUCCGAAGCCCGACGAGCUCAAGGGUAAGGGCAUUUUGCCUGAGGGG